GGUCAACUGUUGUUUUGAAAUGAGCUUUAUACUUUCUCCUGACAUACAAAUGAAUACGUGGGAGUUUAUGGAAAAGUCAGACGGCGUCAGUGUGUAACACAGUGACUCAGCCUGUAGGCGGCCUCUCCACCAUGUCAAAAGACUUCACCAAUCUGUCUGCAGUGAGAGCAGACUGCCAGCCCAUCCUCAAGUUUCACUGCACGCUUGGACAUCUCACACACACACACACAUAUGCAUACACACUAUGAGCUCCGUCUUUGAACUGAAAACACUGAAUUUCAUGCACUGGAUUUGAGCAACCGGCGGAUUCUUGCUCCAUAUGAGGAAGAAAAUCUUGAAAGCACCUUGUCUCUUCUUGAGUCUGUUCACAAGUUUGAAUCUCUGCUCCGGGAAAUUUGGGACACCAAUAACUGAUGAUGUGAGCACGCUGUCAAUAUUGAAGCAGAAUAUCCCCUCUGAUUAUGAGAUUCCUGUUAGUUACAUUCCCAAAGAAGUGGCUGGCACGUGCUGGGUGGUGUUAAAUAUCUAUCCUUUGGAGCAAAGUCUUCGGAAGCUGGCCAACAUGUUUGGUGCCAUCUCCUCCAACAAAGAACACAUAAUUGUCUUCAUUGCCAUGCUGAAGAGUUUACGCUUCACCUUUGACCAUGAGGAACUGGAAACAGCAAUGCAAGUCUUCCAGUGUCACUAUCGAGAAGGCAGCUUAAUGUCUGGUCUUUACUUUGACUACAUCAAAGACGUCUUGAAUACUGCCUCUCAAGGAACAUCCGGCUGCUCAUGCAAGCCGCCACCAUGCCUUAAUCCACAACAAAUACCAGGAGGUCAGGAGGAGGGUCGUGAAUACAGCUGGUCGAAGAGAAUGCCCUUGCUGCUGGUUCUCAUCCCUUUCACAGCUUGUGUUGUUAUCCUAGCAUGGCUGGUCAAGUCUGGAAGGCGUUUGCCAGUGUACAACGCUGAAAAUAGCCAAAUUGCACCUUCUGACAUGAUCCCAACUGUGUCUAUCUCCAUCCCACUUCAAACACUCACCCACGCUGCAGACACUCAGCCGGUGGGGGAGGCGAUCCCUGAACAUGAGAGUGGAUGAAGCAUGAUUAAUAGAAAAGGGAAAUCUGGACAGCAGUAUAACAACUCGCUCUCCAGGUCGUUCUGAGAUUGACAGGAGCCUGCUGGAUAAACGAGUGUGGUCUGACACGCUUCCUCUGCUUUCACUCAUUUGAGUGCAUGGACCUGAGCUACGAGAGAAAACUCACCUGCUGCGAAGGCAGGCGAAUCACAAAAUUCCCCAGGCACUUCACCAUCCAAAGAGGUUGUUUGGGACCAGAAGAAGAACUCUCUACACAAUUUAUGGUUAUCUGCCAUUCUGGUGAAGUACAUUAAUUGUCUCGUCUCUGCCAGUGUUAAACAGCAUUUGGCUCGACUUCUCUGUGCAGACCAAGUUGAGUUUUUUUUCAUUCCUGCCACUCUGAACUGUUGCCGUUCAGGGUGUUGCCGUGCUCCAGUUUUGAGCUGCAAUCAAAAGUAUCACUGGAGUCUCAAAUCAAAAUGAUAUCACACUGUUUGGAGGACGUCAAUUCAUUCUGAGAUGGGACCCCUGUUAUCCGUUUGUUGAUGAUGUUGUUGACUAUCCUUUCACUGCAGUAGAGUCAACACACUGAAUCCCAACCUGCUUCUGUAUGCUCACUUCUCCUGAAAUGCAUUAGGGGUAUAUGCAGAGAAGUGCAUUCCUAUCAAUACUGCCUUUUAGUAAAACAACUGAAAUGCAUCAGAAAUAAAAGGGUGAUUCAAGAAGCUACAUUUGAUCUACUGCAGCUUGUCUUAUAAUUGUUGUUGACAUUAUUCUGAUCUGUGAUCUGUCACAAAUUGCCAACCUGCUAGUCGCACACAACGCGCCGAGCAGUUCAACAAGCGUCCUGCUUUGUGUAUCAAAGAUCUGACCAGAUGGCAGAUAGCCAUCGCCAGAGGCACUUUGAAUCCCGACAUUGUAUUGCAAAGCUGUUGCCCAGUGAUCUAUAGCUGCUGCUCGGCCAACAGUGAGUGUGUUAGAGUUUUUAAUGCCUUAUUCACUGAGUCAAUCAUGUACAGUCAUGAGAACAUGACUCCCCGAGUGUGAGCACUCUUGUACUGUAUGUGUCAGAGAGAGGGAGCGAGAGACAGGACAGACAGGACGAGGGAAAGUGAGGGACAUAGGAAUAGAUAGAUGGAUGGACGGAUGAGCUCAGUGAGAAACAUAAGGAGGGUUUGUUCUCGUCACAAAAGAACUGGCCGUAGGCUGGAGGAAAUGCCAGUUACAAACACGACUGAUGUCGGCAGAUCCCUAUGAAUCAACAUGCUAAGAAUCUUUCCAGACCGCAGGCUAUGUAGCCUCAUCUACAGAGGAUUGUUAGUAUUUCAAUAACAGUUUUCUGUAUUCUGAUUUACUUCCAAAACACAUCAAUGAAAUAUGGAAAGAUAUACCUUUAUUAAAAAAUGUUUUCAUGUUGUAGACAAGUUCUGAAACUUAUGUUUUAUGUCUUUCUGGUGACCAAUUUGUAUAAAUGUCUUUUUUGAUUUUGUGAAAAUGUGUUUGUAUUGUAUGAGAUAUUUAAGUUAUUUUGUUACACUUACCACAUACAAAAUGUAAUGAACUGUUGUUGACUUCUACUGUUGUAAUGUUGUAAAUGAAAAAUAGACCAAUUUAAGUCAUGAAUGUACGGGGGGGGUAGACAAAAUACUGUGAACAUUCUGGGAAAACACAUUAUAACUUUGAAGUAACUAAAUCAUCAUUGCAAAGUGCACUGCAGCUGUGGGUCAUGUAGUUGGAUGCCAAUAGCUGUCUUUGUCAUCCCCCUAUAUGCAUGUAUGUUGUAUAUCUGUUUCGUAGUUUCAACUUCUGAUCACUGUUUCUCUUUGUUGUUAUGAUUUCCGAGGCUCUUCUGCCAUAUAUUGUUUGACUUGAACCUCUUGCAGUUUGGCCUUUUGUCUUUUAUCUGUCCCAUGUUGUUUUGAUGAUUCACAUAUAUAAGUGCUAAUUGUAUGAUGUCUUUUAUGCCUGGCUAAUUGGCAUUCAAAUGAAUACCAUAUGACCCACAUAUGUAGCAGUUUAUUACGAUGAUUUGGUCAGUCCUUUUUUAUGGAAUGUUGACAUUAUUUUGUCCACCCCCUGCAAAUGGCCCAUGAGUAUAUAUAUUAGUGCACUGUAUUAUUGUUGUCAGUAAAACAGUGACACACGAAGUCUGAAUGUUUCAUUGAUACCCUUUUAGUUAAAAGAAUAGAAUAACAGUACACAAUUCAACUUCAAAAGACGCAAAGUUCACUUAACAUGAACAAGAGGGUUGAUAAAAGGCCUCCAUUCUUGGUUUUUGAAGUGAAAUACUCAGAAGGAUCUCAAAACAGAGAUCAUACAUUCAUGUAGAACUUUGUCAGGCCAUUUACUCAGGCCUCCCUGACCUUCAUUUCAAAGAGACACAAAUUCACUGACAGGGGUUUUGAUGUAUUUCAUUGCCAUGGUUAUUGACUGCACAAAUAAUACCAUUAAUGUUUGAUUAAAUUUGUAAUAAUAAAUUUGUGGCUGUAAUGCAGCACUGAGCUGGA
This is a messenger RNA of Siniperca chuatsi (mandarin fish), 3567 nucleotides long. RefSeq lists its product as uncharacterized. Gene Ontology annotation, biological process: positive regulation of cell population proliferation; cell adhesion. NCBI's taxonomy places the organism in Eukaryota, Metazoa, Chordata, Actinopteri, Centrarchiformes, Sinipercidae. The record is from RefSeq and is a predicted model, not a curated record. Gene Ontology annotation, molecular function: cytokine activity; stem cell factor receptor binding. The coding region runs from base 320 to 1081 and encodes 253 amino acids. Gene Ontology annotation, cellular component: plasma membrane. The transcript has 7 exons.